AAAAUGUCGCUGACCUCCAUCCUGUCGGCUGAGGCCAUUGAAAACGCCGUCAAGGACUGUCAAGCUCCAGACUCGUUCAGCUGUAAGAAGUUUUUCCAGCUGUGCGGUCUGUCCUCUAAAUCGGCCAAAGAGGUGCGAGACGUCUUCCAGAUCCUGGAUGAAGACAACAGCGGCUACAUCGAGGAGGCCGAACUCAAGUUCUUCCUGCAGCAGUUCGUCCCCAGUGCCCGGACGCUGACUGACGCUGAGACCAAGAGCUUCGUCUUGGCUGCUGAUGACAACAGCGACGGCCGCAUCGGAGCAGACGAAUUCCAAAAAAUGGUCCUGUCCUGA
Lampris incognitus (smalleye Pacific opah) is the source of this 333-nucleotide messenger RNA. It is a transcript of the gene pvalb9, whose product is annotated as parvalbumin 9. Lineage: Eukaryota; Metazoa; Chordata; Actinopteri; Lampriformes; Lampridae. Gene Ontology annotation, molecular function: calcium ion binding. The transcript is spliced from 4 exons. Gene Ontology annotation, cellular component: nucleus; cytoplasm. The record is from RefSeq and is a predicted model, not a curated record. Bases 4 to 333 code for a protein of 109 amino acids.